UAGAACACACAGACCAGCAGUCAUCCACAGCUUGGCUGUCAUUGAACUUCAGCAACUGGGUAUUUCUUGCCUACACUUUAGUCAGGACUUACAACACUGCAGUGAAGUAUAGAUUACAGAUAUAUUGUUUCCUUUUUGUUGUGUAUCUUGCACACAUCUGCCAAGAUGCGGCUCCUCACGGCUGCCCUGCUGUUCUUUUUACUUGAUUCCACUUCCAGUGUUCAGUAUAAGGCGCUGGUGAAUAUGGGAGGAGUACAAGGCUAUGUGAAGUUUAACUCCACCUCCCAGAUGGUCACUGUCAAUGUGACUGGAGUGGGAUCUUGUGAUUCAAUUAACAUAUCCGUCAGCCAGUAUCCUGUCAUGUAUGGCCAGUUUGAUGAUCCCUGUUCUGAACAAAACAUCGGCCCCAGCAUCUUCACCUUCGCUGCAAAUCCUGUCUCUGUCUCCAGGCUCAAUGUGACACAAGGCAUAAACCUGGCUGACUACUCCAUAUCUUUACAGACAUGCAGUGGCGCUAAAGUGUGCGCAGUUGUGACUCAAGAUCAGACGAUUUUGACUGCUCAGGCCAGAUUCAACGGGCCCAUCGCGGGUAAUGUCUAUUUGCGUUCUGAUUCCCAAUCACUCUGGUUCCUUGUAGAUCUCGUGAGAACCGGUCAAGUCAAUGCCACACAAACCACUUUGCCCCUGUAUGCCUCUUUAAGUAAUGCUGCAAACUGUAGCGCUUUACUCGAAAACUUAAAUCCGGCAGAUUUGAGCUUUCUGGGUAAUGUAAAUGUUGGAACCCCUUCACAACUUCAGAAAUCUCGUCUGGAUUUCUCCGCCGUCGGAAUCCCAAGUCUUCCUUCUGGCUUUCUUCUCCACCCAAUGGAGACAGGUUUCAGGUGUGCUCAGGGUUACACUGUACCGGUGAAACAGAUCAGAGCUGAUCUGAAUAUGGAAGGCAUCAAAGGAUACUUAAGCUUUCGUCAGGCUUCCCCAUUUGAUCUGACAACUGUGCGAGUAAAUCUGACUAACUUAGGCGGGAGAGUUGCCACUUACCACGUCCACCUAUUUCCUGUCCCUGCACUCGGCACAAGUACAUCAAGCCAGUGUUCGAAUGAUAAUGUGGGGGGCCACUGGAACCCAUUUAGAGUCAACACGAGUGCCCCAACAUACCCGAACGGGCCUGGAUCAACACAUGACAUGUAUGAAGCGGGUGACCUCAGCUCCAAGCAUAUGUCCCUUGCAGGGCUAAAUGAGUUGGAUGCAGAAUUCUCAGACUUUAAUCUCCCUCUUUUUGGACGGAACAGCAUUGUAGGACGCUCAGUUGUAAUUCACGUAACCGAUGGUUCUAGGAUUGCUUGUGCCAGCAUCAGCUAUCCCGGUGAAGUGAUUGUAGGCAGAGCCAUAUUUCGCAGCCCUGUGGUUGGUGAGAUCGUGUUCACCCAGGUGGCGGACAACCCUCUGUCUGAUGUAUCCAUCUUUGCAGAUUUGUCAUAUGGAAAUCCCUCAAUGACAGCAACCAUAAACCACAACUGGCACGUUCACGUCUACCCAAUUAGCUCAGAGAGGGACAACGAUCAAAAUAGUUGUAGCACAACAGGAGGUCACUGGAACCCCUUUAAUGCCAACACUUCGGAUAGCAGCUAUACCAUGUACUGUAGCCCAACUGGUCCCUUUUCAUGUGAAGUGGGAGACCUCACUGGAAAACACAGCACCUUUAAUCUCGGUCCCAGAGUAGGAGUUCUUGCAGCAAAAUACUUCUUCACUGAUGUCACUUCCUGGUUGUCUGAGUCAGGCAUUAUUGGUCGCUCGGUGGUCAUCCAUCAAGCAAACGGAGGAGGGCCAAGGAUUGCCUGUGCCAAUGUCACAAUGGUGCGGGUCCCCAGAGCUAGGUUAGGUGCGUGGUUUGGCUCUGAGACAUCAGGUGGCGAAAUGCAGUUCUCUCAGGCUGUUCCAAAUGGCCCAACGACCAUAUCCGUGGACCUGACAAACCUAAAUAACCAAGCUGGAGGUUACCAUGUUCACAUAUUACCCCUCAUACCGGGCACCAUAGAUCCCUGCUCAGAUGCAAACAUCCUGGGCCACUACAACCCACUAAACGUCAACAUAACUUUGUCCCCCCCACCUGGAGUUGGCACUGUGGACCAGUAUGAGAUUGGAGACAUAAGUGGGAAGUUUGGGACAUUGGCUGGCCGAAACAGCCUAAAUGAUUCAUACAUGGACCCUGACAUGCCACUGACUGGACCCUACAGCAUAGUAGGACGAUCUGUGGUGGUUCACUUCACCAAUGGAUCAAGACUUAGGUGUAGUAACAUCUCAGCCGAGAGAAAUGCAAAUGGAGAAUUUGCUUUGGCUAAGGCUGUUUUCAGUGGUAAUGUGAAUGGGACGGUCAAACUGCGCCAGCAAAUGUUUACUGAUGGGAGUUUUGGGGACCUUACGCUGGAGGUGAACCUUAAAUCAUCUGACAAUACAACUAUGGCUUCCUUGUACAUCACAACCAACCGUGUGGAUGCCAACGACCGUCAGUGCGCUAAUGUGGGAAACACUUUCAAUCCCUUCAACAUGACAUCAAUGAGCUCCACCUGUUCACUGGAAACCCCUCUGAGCUGUGUGGUGGGGGAGAUAUCUGCAAGGCAAGGCAAUGUCAGCCUGACUCAGAGACAGGUCUUCACUGACAGCAUCACCCAGCUCACUGGAGACAACACAGUGGUCCAUAGAUCUCUAGUGCUGAAGAGAGGAGACAGCAUCAUUGGCUGUGGUGAGAUCCUCCCAGAAUCUCCAUCAGCAGACCAGACCUUUCCCAGGGUGGCUAACUUCAGUCGAUUUGACUUCCGUAACAGGGUUGCAAACGUCCUGCAGUUGAAUAUGGCAAGAGUCACUAUCUUGCCAAUGUCUCCACUGCCUGCAGCUGGUGGAACAUGCCAACAAGUCAACUUCAUGGUGUCUGGGGAUGUCAGCAGUAAUCUGCUGAACUCCGUCAAAAAUAGUCCACAGAUGGGCCCGUUCAGAGAGUCUGACCGAUGCAGAAGUGCAGGUGUGCCGCUGGCCCCAGGAAGUUUUCUGCUUGCCUUGAUGUUUGCUGCUGGAUUCCUUCUGCCAAAUUACCUGUAAUUCAGACAGUCAACCACAUCAUGCACCAUUACAGGGGACACAUGGAUCCUCAUAUUGUAAAACUGUGAAUAUGUUUAUGAAAUGUAACACACCAAAUGUUACGAUGGUCAUCAGGCAAAUCAGAUUGUGUCUCUUUGCAUAACCUCUGUCUGCCAAGAAAGAUCUUCCUAUUUGACAUUUUCCUUCUCAUAAUUAUCGGUUUAGGGAAUAGCUGUCCAGUGUGGCCUUGUUAGAAACUUUCUCUUUUACACAACACAGAUAUUGCUGUUUAUAUAUAUAUAUACUGUAUAUUGGACUCUUAACUGCCUGGGUGAAGUUAAUGCUGUGCGUUACCAAUUGUACCUCCAGACUUGUUUCUUUUUGUAUGCAUAUAUCCAGGUGAAAUGUUAUGUAAAUAUUUGAAAAUUGUGAAUAAAAUCAGAAAAUGUAA
Mugil cephalus (flathead mullet) is the source of this 3523-nucleotide messenger RNA. It is a transcript of the gene cusr, whose product is annotated as Copper-only SOD repeat protein. The transcript is spliced from 10 exons. Gene Ontology annotation, biological process: superoxide metabolic process. Gene Ontology annotation, molecular function: metal ion binding. NCBI's taxonomy places the organism in Eukaryota, Metazoa, Chordata, Actinopteri, Mugiliformes, Mugilidae. The coding region runs from base 166 to 3093 and encodes 975 amino acids. The record is from RefSeq and is a predicted model, not a curated record.